Molecule: messenger RNA, 1420 nt
Organism: Aplysia californica (California sea hare)
Lineage: Eukaryota; Metazoa; Mollusca; Gastropoda; Aplysiida; Aplysiidae
Cellular component (GO): extracellular region
Molecular function (GO): chitin binding
Source: RefSeq, a predicted model, not a curated record
UAAAAUAAAAAAAUCAUUUCCUUUGUUUUUGAAAGGUUCACUUUUAGAAAACUUGAAUUGCACCAUUAAAAAAACCAUACAUAUUUCUUCAAAAUACUCUUUUCCAUCAAGGUUUAUUAAUCCAAUAAUAGCGGAGUCAUCUGCAAACUUAAUUAAGCGUGUUGUUUUAUAUUUAGCUCAUUAUUGACCUAAAAAAAUCGUGCUUGACAAAAUUAUUUGAAAUAAAAUAAACACAUAAAUGUGUUCGCCCUUUUAAACGACAUUUUAUCGUCCCACGUUUUCAGAAGAAUUGAAAAUGAAGUCACUCGGAACCAGGGCAGCCUCGCUGCUGUUGAGCCUUUUCCAUGUUGUCAGCUGUGCUACUGACCUGACUCGAGUGGAGGGGCUGGGAGGGGACACGGUGGUCAGUGCCACAUUGGCGCGAAUCCACGAAACCUGUCUUUUCCCCAACGAUUACCUCUUCCUGCGACGUCUAGCACACGUGGUGUCUGACGACGGGACAAACAACAAUACUUACAGGGCAGGCUUUCACGGCGGGCUGUGGCAGGUUGUCUCCGAUACCAAGAGAUUCUGCAGCGCAGUCACAGUUUUACCAAAUCCAUCUCGCUGGGCAAGCUCAGGAAUUUCUUGACGGCAUUGCCACCUUAGAUAUCGGCUGCCGCUCCAACAACCUGGACAUGGCAUUUGUCCUGGACUCGUCUGGCAGUGUGGAUGUUGCUGACUACGAGAAGUCUAAGACGUUCACCGCCAGCAUCGUGGAAGGUUUUGAUGUUAGGCCGGACUCUGUCCGUGUGGCCGCCAUAGCCUUCAGCAAAAAUAUAGCGCACGAGUUUGACCUCAACACCUACAAUACUGCACAGGAUGUCAAGGAUGCUGUAAUGAGGAUUGGGAAGGAGAGUGCGGAAACCCGCACAGACCUGGCACUGGACUUUUUACGUGAGACUAUAUUCACACACCAGAGAGGAGCAAGAAAUAAUUCAGCAAAGAUCGCUAUUGUACAGACGGACGGCAAAUCUACAGAGCCCGCCCUUACAGGUCCAGCCGCACAGGCGCUCAGAGAUGAGGGAAUUGUCGUGUUCGUCAUUGCGGAGGUGAUACAGCCCGUGAACACUAGCAGCUCUUACCACUGUGGUGGGGACAACACGGUCAAGCUAACUGCUGCCGCUCAGCUGACCAUAUCGGUUCGUUCGGAGAGCGCUGGACUCCGCCUGUCAGGAUCUUUUGAGAUCACUCAGCCCAACGCAGCCUUUAACGAUUUCUUCAGCGCCAGUUUUUGUUUCAAGGCGACAGCAAGACCUUUUUAGGACAAGACAGCUCAAGAUCACGUGUAAAUCUACUUUCGAUCUGUUACUUUCGCAGCUGUUACUUAGGCUAUUAUUACAUAUUUCAUUACUCAAUAAUAAUAAUACAGUGCAUUCUU